Molecule: messenger RNA, 1012 nt
Organism: Triticum dicoccoides
Lineage: Eukaryota; Viridiplantae; Streptophyta; Magnoliopsida; Poales; Poaceae
Exons: 2
Coding region: 109-780 (223 amino acids)
Source: RefSeq, a predicted model, not a curated record
CCGGCAGUACCUCCUGCUUCCCCCAAUCCCUGAAUUCGAGGGCUGGGCUUCACUGUACAACCUAAGGACAGGAUAUGGCAGACCUUCCUUGGCGACGACGAGGAGGCCAUGGAAGAGACAUCAUUCACAGUGGUCUCGAUCUCACAGUGGGGAAAUUGGCUGGGAGCAAUCAUGUUCUCUUCCAGCACCGGACAGUGGCGAGCUAGUCCAUGGAUUGAAGGAUUUGCCUUCUUCAACCAGUGCCGGUACGCGUAUGGCUGCUUCUACGGGUUGACAGAGUGCAGGCAAAAGUUGCUGGUGCUUGACACACGGGAAAUGGAGUUCUCUCUUGCUGACCUCCCACCUGAAGCGAGGGGUUCUUCGGAACGUGAUGUGGAUAUUGCCUUUGUGGAAGCAGGGGAAGGCAUCACUGGGAUGUUUGUGCAUCCAGGUAACACAUAUAGCAUCAGUUAUCUAACUAAGCGAAACAAUGGUGGGAGUUCCAGCCACUGGAAGUUGGAGAAGACAAUCCCACUGGAUUUUACUGGGUCCAGGUUCAUGGGUUCAAGCGGAAUGCACUUGCUUCUGCGUUGUUGGCGAGAAUUCCCAUCGCCCGAUCUAGGCACUUUCACGCUUGACAUCAAAACAUUCCAGUUUGAGAGGGUCGCAUCACAGUAUGGGGCAUAUAUAUAUAGCAACUUCCCACCAUCAUUGCUGUCGUCGCCUACAAUAUCAAGUGGUGCUGAGAACGAGGCUGAGGAGAUGCUGGAACAAGGCGGCGCUGCAAGUUCAAGCGCAUAGGGCUGGGUCAGAAAGCGGUUCACGCGAAUGCUGGAGGUCGGGCUGAAGCGUUGAUGAUUCAAGAUGGUGCUGAGGUUGCGGCAAGGACUCGUCAAUUGACCAAGUUGGUCCACCUUUGACUCUCUGUUUUGUCUGUAAUGUUGUCAUCCGGAAGAACACAGAACCUGGUCUGUAAUCGUUGGCCUUGAUCAGACAAUGAUUGUUGUGUCAGUUUGUCGCACAUAGUUCCUGC